This is a messenger RNA of Hibiscus syriacus, 770 nucleotides long. Its product is annotated as ubiquitin-conjugating enzyme E2 variant 1D. The coding region runs from base 152 to 598 and encodes 148 amino acids. Gene Ontology annotation, biological process: protein K63-linked ubiquitination; DNA damage tolerance. Lineage: Eukaryota; Viridiplantae; Streptophyta; Magnoliopsida; Malvales; Malvaceae. The record is from RefSeq and is a predicted model, not a curated record. The transcript has 4 exons. Gene Ontology annotation, cellular component: nucleus.
UCCCCACCCCCCUCCUAUAGCUUUUUUGCUUUUCAUCGCAUUUCUUUCUCCAGAUUCUCCACUCUUGACUUCUACAUCUUCCUCUUUUCUUCCCUUACCGAUCAGAUCUCUAAAAUUCCUUUGAAGAAAAAGACCCUCCAGUGAAUCACCCAUGACGCUUGGCUCAGGAGGAUCGAGUGUCGUGGUGCCUCGGAACUUCAGAUUGCUGGAGGAGCUUGAACGUGGAGAAAAGGGUAUUGGAGAUGGUACUGUCAGCUAUGGAAUGGAUGAUGGAGAUGAUAUUUACAUGCGUUCUUGGACUGGCACCAUUAUUGGUCCUCAUAAUGUAAUUACCGUACAUGAAGGUCGAAUCUAUCAGCUGAAGCUGUUUUGUGAUAAAGAUUAUCCCGAGAAGCCACCAAGUGUCCGUUUCCAUUCAAGGAUCAACAUGACUUGUGUUAACCAUGAAACCGGAGUGGUGGAACCGAAGAAGUUUGGACUUAUUGCGAAUUGGCAGAGGGAGUAUACGAUGGAGGAUAUUCUGACACAGCUGAAAAAGGAGAUGGCUGCCGCGCAUAACCGAAAGUUGGUCCAACCACCCGAGGGUACGUACUUCUAGCGCUCAAGAUCAUACUAGAUAUUAUCCCGGAUUUAAUUGCAUUUGUAGUAAUGCAAUAUAUAGUUUGUAUUGCUUGUUUGAUCCCUGCCUUAAGAACAAACUGGAGAUACCCUGAAAAAAAUUUCUCCAAUUACUUCUUUAAAGGCUUUAACUUUUUUAUCCUUUUUGUCAA